This is a messenger RNA of Phalacrocorax carbo (great cormorant), 4194 nucleotides long. The record is from RefSeq and is a predicted model, not a curated record. Lineage: Eukaryota; Metazoa; Chordata; Aves; Suliformes; Phalacrocoracidae.
CGCCGAGAGUCUGGUAAUACGUCUUGUCUGCGGUGGUUGAGCAGCUGGACUCUAUGGUGGCUGCCAUUCCUAUAGGCGCUGGCCGCUAAGUCUAUGGUGCAAGUGGGCUAGAGCGGCUCUUCCCGCGGAGCCCUGUGGGCCGGUUAUGGCGGCGCUAAGGGAGUCGGUUUACGGUCGCUGAGGCAACUGCAAACAGGCCCCAUGGGUGCCCGCCGCGGCCCGGCAGCCCGGCCCUGUGCGGCGUGGUAGCGGCUGGCGGCGAUGGCCGAGGUGAGCGAGGAGUCGUUGCACCGGCUGGCGGGGACGAGCGCGGACGCCGAGGCCGGCGGGCUGGUACUGCGGAGGCGGAGCGCCGCCGCCGAACAGCACGUCUUCAAGGCGCCGGCCCCGCGGGCUUCCUUGCUGGGCCUGGACGUGUUGGCUGCCCAGAAGCGGCGGGAGCGCGAGGAGGAGGCGGCCGGUGGGAAGCGGUCCCGGGUCUCCUCCUACAAGGACUGGGAGGAGGGCCGUGACGAGGCGGGCAGCCCAGAGGAGGAGGAGGAGGAGGACGAGGAGACCGAUCGGAGCAGCCGGAGUGCUCACAAGGACAGGCAUUACCGUUCUGUCCAUGUGGAAACACCUUCCUACACAGGGGGUGUCAGUGAGGAGUUUUGGGAACGCAGCCGGCAGCGGGAAAGGGAGCGUCGGGAACAUGGUGUCUUUGCCUCCUCCAAGGAGGAGAAGGAACGAAAGAAGGAACGCAGUAGGGAUCGGGACCAUGAUCGUAAACGGGACCGCGAGGAGCGGGACAGAAGUCGUCACAGCAGCAGAUCAGAGAGAGAUGGCUCAUCGGAGCGGAGCAGCAGGAGGAGUGAACCGGAGAGUCCCAGACAUCGUCCCAAAGAUGCAGCCACACCGUCUCGCUCCAGCUGGGAGGAAGAUGACAGUGGCUACAGCAGCGCACGCCGCUCACAGUGGGAAUCUCCCUCACCAACGCCUUCCUAUCGAGACUCAGAGCGCAGCCACCGGGCAUCAUCAUGGCGGGACACGGAACGAAGAGACCGGGACAGGUCUGUGAGGAGCAGGUACUUGGAUAAGACGCCAUUGCCCACCCCCUCAUACAAAUACAAUGAGUGGGCUGAUGACCGGAGACACCUAGGGGCCACGCCGCGGCUGUCCAGAGGCAGAGCAGCAGGGCCGGUGCCUGGACUGAGCAGCUCACCCCUUCCAGGGCGGCGUGCCGACGGGGAGGAGGGCAUUGCCUUUGAGACAGAGGAGGAGCGGCAGCAGUGGGAGGACGACCAGCGGCAAGCUGACCGGGACUGGUACAUGAUGGAUGAGGGCUACGAUGAGUUUCACAACCCUUUGGCCUACUCAUCCGAGGAGUAUGUGAAGAAGCGGGAGCAGCACCUGCACAAGCAGAGGCAGAAGCGCAUCUCGGCACAACGGCGGCAGAUCAACGAGGAUAAUGAGCGCUGGGAGACAAACCGCAUGCUGACCAGUGGUGUGGUUCAUCGGAUUGAGGUAGACGAAGAUUUUGAGGAAGAUAACUCUGCUAAAGUGCAUCUAUUGGUGCAUAACCUAGUGCCCCCUUUCCUAGACGGAAGGAUUGUCUUCACCAAGCAGCCAGAGCCAGUCAUCCCUGUCAAGGAUGCCACCUCAGAUUUGGCCAUCAUAGCCCGGAAAGGCAGCCAACUGGUGCGCAAGCACAGGGAGCAAAAAGAGCGUAAGAGGGCUCAGCAUAAGCACUGGGAGCUGGCAGGCACAAAACUAGGAGACAUUAUGGGGAUCAAGAAAGAGGAGGAGAAGGAUGAGAUGGUGACAGAAGAUGGCAAAGUGGAUUACAGGACUGAGCAGAAGUUUGCUGAACACAUGAAAGAAAAGAGUGAAGCCAGCAGUGAGUUUGCCAAGAAGAAAUCAAUCCUGGAGCAGAGACAGUAUCUGCCCAUUUUUGCUGUGCAGCAGGAGCUGCUCUCCAUCCUCAGAGACAACAGCAUUGUGAUUGUGGUGGGGGAGACGGGGAGUGGGAAGACAACUCAGCUGACGCAGUACCUUCAUGAGGAUGGCUACACAGACUAUGGCAUGAUUGGCUGCACCCAGCCCCGCAGAGUGGCAGCAAUGUCAGUUGCCAAGCGGGUCAGUGAAGAGAUGGGGGUGCGUCUGGGAGAGGAGGUGGGCUAUGCCAUCCGCUUUGAGGACUGCACGUCCGAGAACACAGUGAUCAAAUACAUGACAGACGGGAUCCUUCUUCGUGAGUCGCUGCGAGAGGCAGACCUGGACAACUACAGUGCUAUCAUCAUGGAUGAGGCACAUGAGCGCUCACUCAAUACUGACGUGCUCUUUGGCCUGCUUCGGGAGGUGGUGGCCCGACGCUCAGAUCUGAAGCUUGUUGUCACCUCAGCCACCAUGGAUGCAGAUAAGUUUGCCUCCUUCUUCGGGAACGUUCCUAUUUUCCACAUUCCUGGGCGCACUUUCCCUGUUGAUAUUCUUUUCAGCAAGACCCCACAAGAGGAUUAUGUGGAGGCUGCAGUGAAACAAGCCCUGCAGGUCCAUUUGUCUGGUGCUCCCGGAGACAUCCUCGUAUUCAUGCCUGGCCAGGAGGACAUAGAGGUGACGUCAGAGCAAAUUGUGGAGCACCUUGAGGAACUGGAGAAGGCUCCUGCUCUUGCUGUACUGCCUAUCUAUUCUCAGCUACCAUCGGACUUGCAGGCCAAGAUCUUCCAGAAGGCUCCUGAUGGGGUCAGGAAGUGCAUUGUUGCCACUAACAUUGCAGAGACCUCACUGACAGUGGAUGGCAUCAUGUUUGUGAUUGACUCUGGCUACUGCAAGUUGAAGGUUUUCAACCCCCGCAUAGGCAUGGAUGCGCUGCAGAUCUACCCCAUCAGUCAAGCCAAUGCCAAUCAGAGGGCAGGCCGAGCUGGCCGAACAGGCCCAGGCCACUGCUUCAGGCUCUACACCCAGAGUGCCUACAAGAAUGAGCUGCUGACAACCACGGUGCCCGAGAUCCAGCGCACCAACCUUGCCAAUGUAGUGCUUCUGCUCAAGUCCCUGGGUGUGCAGGACCUGCUGCAGUUCCACUUCAUGGAUCCACCCCCUGAGGACAACAUGCUGAAUUCCAUGUACCAGCUGUGGAUCCUGGGGGCCCUGGAUAACACAGGUGGCCUGACCUCAACAGGACGUCUCAUGGUGGAGUUCCCACUGGAUCCUGCACUCUCCAAAAUGCUCAUUGUCUCCUGCGACAUGGGUUGCAGCUCUGAGAUCUUGCUCAUUGUCUCCAUGUUGUCUGUGCCUGCCAUCUUUUAUCGGCCUAAGGGCCGAGAGGAGGAGAGUGACCAAGUGCGGGAGAAAUUUGCUGUUCCAGAGAGUGAUCACUUGACUUACCUGAAUGUUUACCUGCAGUGGAAGAACAACAGCUAUUCUACGCUGUGGUGCAAUCAGCACUUCAUCCAUGCCAAGGCCAUGCGGAAAGUGCGGGAGGUGCGUGCCCAGCUCAAGGACAUUAUGGUGCAGCAGCGUAUGAGCCUAGCAUCCUGUGGUACUGACUGGGAUGUUGUCAGGAAGUGCAUCUGUGCUGCCUAUUUCCAUCAAGCUGCGAAGCUAAAGGGCAUUGGGGAGUAUGUGAACAUCCGCACAGGCAUGCCCUGCCACCUGCACCCCACGAGCUCUCUGUUUGGCAUGGGCUACACACCAGACUACAUUGUGUAUCAUGAGCUGGUCAUGACCACCAAGGAAUACAUGCAGUGUGUCACUGCUGUAGAUGGAGAGUGGCUGGCAGAGCUGGGCCCCAUGUUCUACAGUAUCAAACAUGCUGGCAAGUCACGCCAGGAGAACCGCCGCCGUGCCAAGGAGGAAGUGUCUGCCAUGGAGGAAGAGAUGGCUUUGGCUGAGGAGCAGCUGCGUGCCCGCCGGGAGGAGCAGGAGCGCCGCAACCCACUGGGCAGUGCGAGAUCUACUAAAAUCUACACCCCUGGGCGGAAGGAGCAGGGCGAGCCCCUGACGCCACGGCGCACCCCAGCCCGCUUUGGUCUCUAAGAAGGCAGUGCCUGUUGCUUUGAGGCUUAAAGAUUUCCAGGAGCAGCUGAGUUUUAGGAGAGUGCCCAGCUCCUCUGAUCACUGUACUCUGUGAAGCUCUCUACAGCUUGUGGCCCAGGAAGGCUUUUGUACUUGGCACUACUUUUGCUACAGAACAGAAAGAAUUUUAUUUGUUCUAAGGUU